GUCCCAGGGGCUCCCUUUGCCCCAGUGACUCCCAGUAACCCACCGCCCAUAUUCCCAGUGACUCCCAGUUCCCCACCACACACUCCCAGUAUCUCCCAGUUCAACCUACAGAUGCUCUCA
Eurypyga helias (sunbittern) is the source of this 120-nucleotide messenger RNA. Its product is annotated as serine/threonine-protein kinase WNK4-like. The record is from RefSeq and is a predicted model, not a curated record. Lineage: Eukaryota; Metazoa; Chordata; Aves; Eurypygiformes; Eurypygidae. The transcript has a single exon. The annotation marks the transcript as partial.